AUGGAACAAUCAUCAGUGUUCUUCAUCAUCUGCAUGCUGCAUUCCUUCAUCACCCUAACCUGUGGAGGCCUCAUUAUGUUCUACCACAAGGAGGUUUUGGCCUUCGGGCACGGCGUCGAGACGGCGAGGAUGCUCUGGGGAUCGACGCCGCAUGAUCAGCUGAUCAUCGAGGUGUCAAACUCGUUUUCCGGCCUGCUGCUGGUCCUUAUAGGGGGCCUGGUUUUCAUGGUGGGGUUCGUCCGGGAUCGGGAGUUCCAAUUGUUCUUCGCCAAGGGAUGUGUGGUGUUGCAUUUCCUGAUGGCCAUAUGGAGAGCAUUCUUUGAAAGACGAUUGGAGGAUUUGGCGUCGGAUUGGCCGCGGCAGCUCGUCGGGGAUUUAGUGUUGGCUCUUUCAUGGGUUUUAGUUUUUGCUUACACUUGGUCGGACAAGUAUGAUUAA
Andrographis paniculata is the source of this 438-nucleotide messenger RNA. RefSeq lists its product as uncharacterized. Bases 1 to 438 code for a protein of 145 amino acids. The transcript has a single exon. The record is from RefSeq and is a predicted model, not a curated record. Lineage: Eukaryota; Viridiplantae; Streptophyta; Magnoliopsida; Lamiales; Acanthaceae.